CCAUGGGCCAAUGUAAAUAAGUUUGGCGCAGUGGUGUCAUGAUGAGUGCUGCUGAAAGCCUGGCGGCACUCUGAUUCGCAGAUUUGCCUGCGGAUUGCUUUCCUGAUGAGAUUUCAGCAGGAGAUGUGCAUGGGUGCCAGGGUUGUGGUUCCAAUUAGCUGAGACAACGCAUGGGGGAUUGGGGCGCCAUCGGUUGGCAAUGGUGGCGCCAAUUCAUCUGAGCUUGUAAAAGGUGGUACUAGUAGGGAGAAGGACAGUUCGUCAGUUCGUUUUGCAAUUGUCAGAAGUCUGGAAGGAGGCAACUUGAAGGAUCGUCUUUGGCUCUGUUUGCAAGAUAGAGUGUUUGCAGCUGUGAUGACAACAGUGUGGGAUGUUCUGUGUUGAAAGGAAGGUGCACUGGAAACCUUCUUUGAGGCAGGUCAUCUUCCACCAUUGAUUGGCGACCGAAGUAUCUAAGGCUCAACGGAUAGAAGGGGUGUUCUUCAAAAGGACCCCGGAGGUGUUACUGCAUGCUCCAUUUUUCUCGCUGUAUAAUCCCGCCAAGUCAUACAAGAUGCCGCACCUUUUUGACAACCGAUGGAAGCACAAGGGGAAGAUGUCCUUCUCAGAGAGGCAGCAUUUGCGCAGGAAAGAUGAGCUGCCAAAAGAGGAGACGGACAAGGAGCCUUGGUUGUGGGGCUUUGGGUGGCACAGAAGCAAGCCAGAGAAGGUGACCUUCUCAGAACGCCAACGCCUGCGCGAGGCCGACGAGCUGUCGGACGACGACCUUGCCAACCCCCUGUUCCAGAACAACCUGAAACCCAAAGCGACCUUCUCCACGCGCCAGCACAUCAAGCUGCGGCAUCAUAAGGAUGAGGCGAACGUGCUCGCUAGUUUCGAGUCUGACUUUGGCGUAUUCGGAGGGCAUGACUACGAGGACGAGGAAGAGGAGCCCGAAAUCGUGGAGCAUGUCGAAACGCCGACCACUGCGCCUGUCGAGGGUGCGGCGCCCACCGAAGCGGCCCCUGAGGCGCAGAAGCCGGCCGUGGUACGCAAGGUGGUCGUCCGGAAGGGCACGCAGGGGGUUGUCAAGAAGCUCGUGACGGGGGCCAUAGCGGGGGCCUUCUCCCGCAGUGCGGUUGCCCCCCUGGAAACCAUCCGGACGCACCUGAUGGUGGGGCGGGGGGGGUCGGUGCCGGAGGUGUUUGCGCGCAUCAUGAAGGAGGAGGGGUGGAAGGGGCUGUUCCGCGGGAACGGGAUCAACGUGUUGCGUGUCGCGCCUAGCAAGGCGAUCGAGUUGUUCACCGUCGACGUGACGAAGAAGGCGCUGUCCCCCCUGGCCAACGGCCCCAACGCCCCGCUGCCCGGCCUGCCCAUUUCGCUGCUGGCCGGAUCGACAGCUGGCGUCGUGUCCACCAUUCUUACGUACCCCCUGGAGCUCGUCAAGACGCGGCUCACGGUUGAGCGCGGCGUCUAUCGGGGCGUGCUCCACUGCUUCGCCCAGAUUAUCAAGGAGGAGGGCGCAGCCGAGCUGUACCGUGGGUUGGCACCCAGUCUAGUUGGGAUCAUCCCCUAUGCCGGAAGCAACUACUUCGCCUAUGACACGCUCCGCCGCACGUGGCGCAAGAUCGCCAAGAAGACCGACAAGCAGAUUACGAACAUCGAGACGCUGUUCAUUGGGUCCGCCGCGGGGGCGUUCGCCGCAACCGCGACGUUCCCGCUCGAGGUAGCGCGCAAGCAGAUGCAGGUUGGGAAGCUGGGGGGCCGGGUUGUGUAUGCGAACAGUCUGGAGGCGUUCAAGGGGAUCGUGAAGGAGAAGGGGCUAGGCGGGUUGUACGUCGGGCUCGGGCCGAGUUUGAUCAAGCUGAUUCCGGCUGCGGGGAUUCUGUUCAUGACAAAUGAGGCAAUCAAGAAGGUGUGGGUCGACGAGCCAAAGAAAACGGAGGAGGUAGUGGAGGGCAAGGAAGAGACGAAGGGUAGUAGUCCCGCCGGUGCUGCCACUGGCGGUGUUGAUACGGAGAAGGCCACGAGAGGGUCGAAUGAAAAGAAGGCCAUUCUUGCAACAAGAGCUUAAUGGAGGUUGCCAAGUAGGUCUAGGUUGACGUACACAGUAAAGUGAUUUUAUGAAGUAGCUGCAAGAUCGUCGAGCAAGUUAUUGGUGGUUUUAGGUGGUCAUCAGGGAUGCCGAUCUGUAUUAUUGACGAUCUUAGUCUCGCCGUAUGUUGAUUUGAAGCGCAAAGCUUCUGAAAGGGAGCUUGAACGGACUUGAAACGGAAACUUUCAAUGUACCACGCCUUUCAGGCAGUGGGGCGGCAACAAGUAACAUAGUCCGAGAGGUUCUACUUCCCUGCUGGUCAUUGUUCUCUGGAGAAUGAAAGCGAUCAUCGCAUCGACU
This is a messenger RNA of Klebsormidium nitens, 2374 nucleotides long. Lineage: Eukaryota; Viridiplantae; Streptophyta; Klebsormidiophyceae; Klebsormidiales; Klebsormidiaceae. The record is from the annotation of a GenBank genome assembly.